AUGGGAAAGAAGACCUACGACGUCGUGCGACCGAUCGCUGCUGGCGGAUAUGGGUCGGUACUCAAAGUUCAGUUGGACGAUAAACUCUACGCUCUGAAGGUCUGUGAUGCUGAUGAUCCCAACAAGAAGGACAGUUACGACCGCGAGGCCAAAGCCUUGAGGAGGACGAACAACUGUCACAUCAUCAAAUUACAUGCAGCAUUUCAGGAGCGUGGACAUUUAUGCCUAGCACUCGAGCUUGCAAACAAGAGUUUGGAGGACGUACUGCGACAAACAAAACGACUCUCACUCGACGACGCCAAGCACUACGCGCGAGGGAUUGCUGCUGGCCUUGACUACCUCCACCAAGAGUCAAUUGUCCACCGAGAUAUCAAACCCAACAACAUCCUGUUAUUCGGCGUUGAUUCUCGGGACGUCAAGCUAGCAGACUUUGGCCUCGCCGUCCGUCUUGAUGGCAAAAGAAAGACGAUCCGGGGAGCAUGCGGGACGGACGACUAUCAAGCACCAGAGAUGUCAGGAAGUGCACCCUACAGCUCUCAAGUAGACGUGUAUUCAUUUGGAGUGACAAUACAAGGGAUCGCAGCAAAGGCCUUCUUUGAGCAAGUUCUCCACAAGAACCCGGACGUGCGCUUUGAUAUACAGCAAGCAAAGGUUCACACCUUUCUUCAGGUUGAUCAGAAUGGAGGAGAACAAAGCACAGAGGACAGCAUCGGAUCUUCAUUGGGCAAGCGACCAUCAGAGGCGACCUUGGCGGAACGGGAGGAAAAGCGCGCUCGCCAAGAUGCUCCAAACCCUCGAGAAGAAGAUAGGGACAACGAUUCACGAACGGUCGGUCGUGCAAGCACCUUGCCUAUUUUCAUAAUUACAAAGACGACCACCUCAAAGGAAGAUAAACCUGUCCACUCUCUUUGA
This is a messenger RNA of Linnemannia hyalina, 912 nucleotides long. Lineage: Eukaryota; Fungi; Mortierellomycota; Mortierellomycetes; Mortierellales; Mortierellaceae. The record is from the annotation of a GenBank genome assembly.